GAGGGAUGAGAAGAAAGAAAGAAAAAAAUGCACAGAAAGCGGUUGGAUUAAAACGUUUGAGGUAAAAUUUUCAUUCGCAACAGAAAAAGGAAAACCCCGUGUGGCGUCGAACAAUUGGUGCAAAGGGUUCUAAAGGCUGUUUGAAAAGGAAAGAUUUAAAGCCUCGCUUGCAAGUGAUUUUGCGCAACUUUUGUGCUACGCGUCCCGAAAACGAACGUUAAAUUAAACUUUGCCACUGUUGGUGUGGUCGAAGUGUAUAAAUAAAACACAUUGCUGCACGCCUACUGCUUGUUGCUGUGUGGUUGCCUGCUCCUGCACAACAGCAAACAAUGUUUGGCAACGAACGGUUGAACGGUACCAGCCCUACCACCAAGAAGGAAAGCUCCACCGACCACCACCAGCAGCAGCAGCAGCAGCAGCACGAGGACAUGGGCUGCUCCUCUGCCGGAUCCACCGGGACGACCCUGCCGACCGAUGCGAGACCUUCGUUCGCGUCCGUCUUUACGAUCGAAAGCAUCCUCGGGCUGAAUCAGGACUCGAUCGCACACAAGGCGGGAGCUGGCCCACUGCACGACAAGCUGCUGUCGCCCGUGCCGCAGCGGCUGGACGGUGGUGCGGCGUACGAGCUGGAGCAGCACACCAAGCAGAGCCUGUCCAACUACUUCCGCUGUGCCGGGGCCGGUACGCUGCACCUUCCCACCAGCCACCAGUCCGACGCGAACAUGCUGCCCACGAACAUACUUGGCAUAGCAUACCCCUCGUCCUGCCACAACUAUCUGCAGCCGGACCUGUUCGCCGCCCAUCUGCACCAGCAGGUGGGGCUGGUCGCCUGCAACGGUAACUUCCGGCCCCGGUACCCAUUUCUGAAUGCGGACUCGCACAUCAAGCGGAAGCGGCGCCACCGGACCAUCUUCACCGAGGAGCAGCUGGAGCAGCUGGAGGCCACCUUCGACAAGACGCACUACCCGGACGUGCUGCUGCGGGAGAAGCUGGCAAUCAAGGUGGACCUGAAGGAGGAGCGCGUCGAGGUUUGGUUCAAGAAUCGGCGCGCCAAAUGGCGCAAGCAGAAGCGGGAGGAGCAGGAACAGUUCUCCAACUACGAAAUCAAUAGCAAAAUUCGAAAGCUCAUCAACAUCCCGGUGUCGGCGCAGGAGAAGCUGCGCCAGCUGCAGACCGGCAUCUUUGCCAAGGACAAACAGCAGCAGCAGCAGCAGCUGGUGCUGCCGAAGUGUGACGAGCUGCUGAGCAACAGCAACAGCAACAGCGACGCGUCGGACGUGGAGGUGGUAUGAUAAAGUGGGGCAGCGGCGGAGGGCACAAACAACCAAAACACUAACCAAAAAAACUGGUAAGACGAUCGAGAGAGAGAUGAAGGAGAAGACAGAAAGAGAGAGAGAGAGAGGGAGGUCCUAGAAGGAACGGUGCUUUUCAUUGUGGGGCAAGGGUGGCAAAAAAACGGGGAAUAUUAAAUGUAAGACUAGAUACGGUAGAGUAACAAUUUAAAUUAAAUGCAAAACCACACCUGUGGUGCACGAAACGACAA
Anopheles arabiensis is the source of this 1543-nucleotide messenger RNA. Its product is annotated as homeobox protein goosecoid-like. Gene Ontology annotation, molecular function: DNA-binding transcription factor activity, RNA polymerase II-specific; RNA polymerase II cis-regulatory region sequence-specific DNA binding. Gene Ontology annotation, cellular component: nucleus. The coding region runs from base 330 to 1292 and encodes 320 amino acids. Lineage: Eukaryota; Metazoa; Arthropoda; Insecta; Diptera; Culicidae. The record is from RefSeq and is a predicted model, not a curated record. Gene Ontology annotation, biological process: regulation of transcription by RNA polymerase II. The transcript has 3 exons.